Molecule: messenger RNA, 1406 nt
Organism: Pelodiscus sinensis (Chinese soft-shelled turtle)
Lineage: Eukaryota; Metazoa; Chordata; Testudines; Trionychidae
Source: RefSeq, a predicted model, not a curated record
GCCCUCCCCCAGGAUAAAGACCCUGGUAUUGGCAGCUUCUGCCCCUCCCUCUGGCAGUAUCAAACACACUUAGCACCUGUCUCAGGCAGUGAUGCUUUAUGCUUCUCUCACUGGUACCUCAGGUAGGCCUAGGAGUGAGACCAGGGGCUAACCAAGUUCAGAGCAGGGCUGACAGGAGUGGGAGACAGGUGUGCACCAGCCCCGUUUACCCCAGCUGUGUACCGUUCUCCAGCCUUAAUCUAUGCUUCAGUUGGCACCAGGUCUCCCAGGAUACUUGCUGACAGAGGGCGAUGACUUCGUGGGCACUGAAGCUUUCCCAUGAUGAUUAAUAUUUGUGCUGCAUUAGGGAGAAUACAAGGCGCAAACACAGUCAAAUGGAGUUCAUUCCUAGUUUGUCAGUAUCUAGUAAACUUUGUUGGCCCUAGAUAAACUUGUUGACUCAGAAGAAUUGAGAGCCGCUAUUGGCUAUUUGCUUGCCACUGUCUGUUUUGCAGGCACAAUAUAUAAAGUGUGGGCUCUGACGUAUAAAAUAUUCCCCGGUCAGACCCAAGAGCUGUUGCUACUCGCGACAAUGGAACCGCUGGGAGCAACCACGGUGUUCCUGGUCAUUUGUGUCUCUUGCCUUCUCUUCUUUUCAGUACGGAGGAAGACGUCUGGAAGUGGGAAGCUGCCGCCCGGCCCUGUGGCUUUUCCCCUCAUAGGAAAUGCCCUGCAGCUGAAUUUGAAAAACAUGCCUGACUCAAUACAUAAGAUCAGUGCGAAGUAUGGCCCGGUUUUCACACUAAGCUUUGGCUCGGAGCGGAUUGUGAUACUGUGUGGGCACAAGGCUGUGAAGGAAGCUCUAAUAGAUCAAGGGGAGGAUUUCAGUGGAAGAGGAAAACUGCCACUAGCAGACGUGGUGAUCAAAGGAACAGGCAUUGUUUUCAGCAACGGGGAGCAGUGGAAGCACCUUCGCCGAUUUGCCCUCACCACCCUGAGAAAUUUUGGGAUGGGGAAGAAGAGCAUUGAGAUGCGAAUCCAAGAGGAAGCCCGUUUUCUAGUGGAAAGGCUCAGAAACACGCUCGGGCAGCCCUUUGACCCUACCAUCUGCCUCACGCACACCGUCUCCAAUGUCAUCUGCUCUAUCGUCUUUGGGGAUCGGUUUGACUAUGAAGAUCAGAAAUUUCUGACUUUAAUUAAUCUCCUAGAGGAAAACAAUGAUCUCUUCAGGUCUGUUCUGGUACAGGUGUACAAUUUUUUCCCAACUUUCAUGUCUUACCUUCCGGGCCCUCACAAGAAGAUACUUAAAAAUUCUCAGGAGCUCAUUAGUUUUGUUCGAGAGAUAAUUAAGAUGCACAAGGAGUCUCUGGAUCCCAGCUGCCCUCGGGACUUCAUCGAUGCAUUCCUCAUCAAAAUGGAAGAGGUAU